Molecule: messenger RNA, 2619 nt
Organism: Penicillium longicatenatum
Lineage: Eukaryota; Fungi; Ascomycota; Eurotiomycetes; Eurotiales; Aspergillaceae
Exons: 3
Coding region: 1-2619 (872 amino acids)
Biological process (GO): AMP metabolic process; IMP salvage
Cellular component (GO): cytosol
Molecular function (GO): AMP deaminase activity
Source: RefSeq, a predicted model, not a curated record
AUGGGAUCUUCCGAGUCCGACGAACUCGGUCACAUUCCCAAUCGGAAUGCCAGCCUAUCUUUCGAGGGCGAGCCGCUGGCCUCGCCAGACUUCGAUCACACAACUGCGAGCUCCCCCGCUCUAGAAGACCCGGAUGCCAAAGUAUCAGCUGACAUUCUACCCCGGGAUCAACAGCAGAAAACUGCCACCUACGACUAUGCCUACGAGAAAUCAUUGAGCCACGCGGAGGCGAAACUAUUCUAUCAGCACCACCAGCUUGCGUCCAAAAGUGGUGAAACCACAGGACCGGUGAGUCCAGUGCCUUCGUGGCGCCCGACGGGCGAUUCCCAAGACGACAUUCUAGCAAUGGCCGCUGAGGUUAGUCCCCGGCACAAGAGCCACCCGACAGGCAAGGAUUCCAUGGUCGUGGAGUCAGACUGGGACCUGGAUUCCAGCGCAGAUCAUGUUGCCGAUGAGGCGAUCCAUAGUAGCCAGCUGGCCGACCACUCGAGUCAGAAUCACGCGGGACCCGUGGGGAUAACACAUGGUCAAGGGCCUUACUUGUCGAGUGGAGAAAACUCCCAUGGAGCUGGUCUAGGAAUCGUCUCUCAGGGGCCUGGCGGAGACGCUAUCACUUCUGAAUUGCAUGCCGUCUAUCGCAAAAUCAAGGGCCUCCUGGAUCGACGUGCUAAAUACCUAGCGCUGUCGCUACAGAGACCCGGUGAUGAUCCCAGGGAUCGCCCUGAUUGGGAAAUCUACCCCCCACCCCCUGAGCCUGCCUGGGACGAAGGAAAAGAAUAUCAGCCUGGAAGUGUUGGGGGGCCGGCCGAUCUAAACGCGAAGAAGAGGAAGAUGGGGCAAGAUAUAGGUGAAGACUUUGAUAUGGACGAACUGACUCCGCUACCUGGCGAGUCCUCCUGGACCUAUCGUAUGGAUAGCAAUAGCGUCUACCAGGUUUUUGAGUCGGAAGCAGCAGCAGAUCGGCACGAACCGAUAGUCCAGAUUCCAUCCCUUCGUGAUUUCUACAUGGACCUUGACGCAGUCGUAGAUGUCUCCUCUGAGGGGCCAGCCAAAAGCUUUGCUUUCAAGCGCCUCUCGUAUCUUGAAGGCAAAUUCCAACUCUACACGCUCCUGAAUGAGUAUCAGGAGAUCGCAGACAGCAAGAAGGUACCACAUCGCGACUUCUACAACGUGCGCAAGGUGGACACUCACGUUCACCAUUCGGCUUGCAUGAACCAGAAACAUCUUCUGCGUUUCAUCAAAAGCAAGAUGCGAAAAUCUCCCGAUGAAGUCGUCCUCUUUCGAGAUGGCAAGCAUCUCACCCUCCGGGAGGUUUUCGAGAGUAUCAACCUGACGGCUUAUGACCUCAGCAUCGAUACGUUAGACAUGCAUGCACAUACUGAUUCCUUCCAUCGGUUUGACAAAUUCAAUCUCAAAUACAACCCCGUGGGCGAGUCCCGUCUUCGUGAGAUAUUUCUCAAGACCGAUAAUUACAUCAAAGGCCGCUACCUGGCAGAAAUCACCAAGGAAGUCAUCUCCGACUUGGAGUCCAGCAAGUAUCAAAUGGUUGAAUGGCGUAUUUCAAUAUACGGGCGAUCUGCCGAUGAAUGGGACAAGCUCGCCGCCUGGGUGGUAGACAACAAAUUGUUUUCCCCCAAUGUUCGCUGGCUGAUCCAGGUCCCCCGGCUAUAUGAUGUAUACAAGUCCAGUGGAAUGAUGGAGAACUUUGAGCAAGUCAUUGCCAAUGUCUUCCAGCCACUAUUUGAAGUGACCAAGGAUCCAUCCAGCCACCCUAAACUUCAUGUUUUUCUUCAGCGUGUGGUGGGCUUCGACAGCGUCGACGAUGAGAGCAAGGCCGAGCGUCGGUUGUACCGAAAAUACCCUAUCCCGCGGGAUUGGAACACCAAACAGAACCCCCCAUAUACCUACUGGAUCUACUUCAUGUUUGCUAAUAUCGCCUCCCUCAACCACUGGCGACAACGGCGGGGGUUCAAUACGUUUGUCCUGCGACCCCAUUGUGGAGAGGCGGGUGAUCCAGAUCACCUUGCCGUUGGAUUCCUUUGCUGCCACAGUAUCAGCCAUGGUAUUUUGCUGCGUAAAGUACCUUUGCUGCAGUACCUGUAUUACCUGGACCAGAUCGGCAUCGCCAUGUCACCCCUCAGCAACAAUGCUCUGUUUCUAACCUACGACAAGAACCCCUGCGCCAGCUUUUUCAAGCGUGGACUCAAUGUAUCAUUAUCAACCGACGAUCCGCUACAGUUUGCAUUCACGAAAGAGCCUCUCAUUGAGGAGUAUUCGGUGGCGGCUCAAAUUUAUAAGUUCAGCGCCGUUGACAUGUGUGAAUUAGCCAAGCACUCUGUCAUCCAGAGUGGAUUUGAACUUUCCUUGAAGAAGCGGUGGCUAGGCUCAAAUUGCAACCUUCCAGGAUUUGCAGGCAACAAUGUCGCCAAAAGCAAUGUACCGGAGAUUCGUGAAGCGUUCCGGCACGAGACGUUGCAGUCCGAGUUGUCAUUAAUUGCACGAUAUUCUGAAGGAUCAGUUGCUGAGGAACAGAAUGGGCUAGCCCCAGGCCUCUUACACACUGCUAAGCAGGCAUCUGCUAAACCUGGGCCUCACGGUAUGUCCUUCACUGCAAAAUGA